UGAUUGCGUUUUCGAAUGUUGCAUUCCGUGGCAAUAACAUAUUAAAUGUGAAAGAUCCUCGAUCAAAAGAUCCUGAACAGUGAGAUAUUCGAAGUACUUAAUACUCCCCCGCCUGAGAUGCCAAGAUGAGCAGCGCUUUGAACGCCAAGGAGUUACUUAUACGCGCCGUGGAAUGCGACCAAGUUGGACGGAUCUUGGAGGCGCAAACGCUGUACACAGAGGGGAUCGGGCAGUUGAUGCAGUUCGUCAACGGGGAACCGGAUGAAGCCAAACGGAAGGGGUUCCUGACCAGGAUCAAGGAGUACAUGGAUCGGGCUGACGCAAUUAAGGCGCGGAUCAAUGGCAAACUAAUGCUCGGCGAGGUGGUUUCCCACGUUUCCAUCGACGAGAAUGAUACGGGCUUCGACUACGAUCAGCUCUUCGGGAAAUACAUGGACGACAAGACCGUCGAGAUCAUGCUGGAGGAACCCUACAUGACGCAGAACUAUCAGUAUCAAAAUCUAAUAAGAUUCUUGGAGCUAGCUGCCACAAAUUGCCCAAACCUAAAGUAUUUUCGACUGAUCACCAAAGAGUACAAGGAUGCAAAGAAUCCAGAUCAGCAGGAAACAAAUCUUGGACAGAUCAAGGGUGACUUGGAGCGGCGGAACGUGACUGUCUACAUAAAAUACGAAGACUCUCUGCACGAUCGAAAAAUUUACUUAAGCAAUGGCUACAUAAUUAAGAUUGGGCGAGGUCUGCACUUCUACAAGCCCGCCAAUCCGAUGUAUUCCAUUGGCCUGGUCAACUACAAAUUCCGAAAAUGCCUCCAAACGGAUGUGGAUAUAUGGCGCAACUCAAGCGCUGCAUCGUGAAAAGGCAGACAAUAUUGUUUAGUUUUAAGAAAUGCAACUUCAUUUAGACUGGCUCUUGCCAAUUUUAUAAAGAUUUCAUUCAAUUUCUACAAAAACGAGCUGCGAGUGUGUUGCAGUCACCCACAAUUGCAGAUUUUGGCCGGCUAUAAAUCUGCAGACGCCACGAAGACACCGAAACUAAUAUAUGGACGUGGCCAAAGGGGCGUUCUCCUUCAUCCUCCGUCCGCCGUCCUCUGUGCUCUCUGCUGGCUCCGACGAUGCCCUGCCAGAAAAUGUUUAAAAUUCAUAACUUUCACGCCACUUGCGGAUGCGGAGGCAGCUGCACAGCUGGCGGCCCGUCCUGGCUGCUGUUUUGAAUGCCUCUCGCCACUGAGGCAGCCAGCGGGUGGCCACUGCAGUUGCAUAAAAGACAGAAGCGGAAGCUCAUGCUUUACCAGCUUCUGUCCGUGUCCUUAAAGCCAGGUCUGCAGCUCGACGGCGGUACAGUUGAGCCUCUGUAGGUGAAACAUUGACGCCAUUCUGGAAAGCAGCCACUCGAGUAUCGUCAGUUACUGAAAAGUAACUUUCAAAGUACGCACUUCAGCUAGAUCAUUUCUGUGCUCAUUACCUGAUUUUUGGAUAUAGUCCCAGCUCCAGUUGGGACCAAUGGAGUCGGCCUGUUCCUGUUCCUGUUCGUAAUGCCAGUGCCAGUAGACAUGUGCGUGGAUAAUUAGAACUGCGACACAGUUGGCUGCACAUCGCAAUCGGAAUUGGAGGCGAAGUCGGUGUGCCACCUUCUCAUCGUGUGUGGGGUAUAUUUUCAAUUUACUUGGUGCCAUGCCAGGGAUUUAUCAACAGAUGAAGGCAAUUGUUACGCAAAGGCCCGAAAUGCGGCGCGAUGAGCCGGCCUAAUAAAUUGCACCAGAGCUAAAAUGCUUUGCUCGCUUUUAAAUUUUAUGGCCCGUAAGAAGGCCUGGGAACAGCAGCAGUAGAAGAGCAAGAUGAGUCCCAACCACCCAGCAGGACCCACUGUAACCACCCCUAAUUUUGGGUUUAAGCACGUCUAGAGGUCGGAGCCUGCGGGCGACUAUGGCCAUGGCCAUGGGUAUGGGUAUGGCUAUGAGUAUACUCUAGAGUGGAGUGGAGUGGGGAUUCCAUUUGCCUAAGCUGGCUAUUCAUUCCCUGGAUAUUCUAAACAAGCAACAAGGAGAUGCUCGGGGCCCAGGAUGAACUUAUUGAACAAUUAGAUGGUUCACUUAUUUUAGAUAAAUCUAUGAACUAGAUGGAUCCCGGGGCCUCACCGGUGAAUGUUUGCCUACAAAUAAGCCACUAACUGACUGAACAACAGACCCGCACUAAGCUGAUUCCGGCUCAGGCUUCCCCUUGGCAAGCAACAGUUCCUCGAUGCCCAGCCAUGGUUAGGUCCAUGUCCAUAGGCCACUGGUCCACUGACUCCUUGGUCACAAGUGCACAAGCCUCUGGCGCUGCCUGCCAAUUUGUGAGCAAUGAAUGCAGCAGAGCUAGCGCAGGAAACUACAAUAUACAAUACAUAACCAUGGAAUUAGUUAUGGUCCUGGUCGACGGCACCAGCUUCAUCUUCGUCCUGCUCGAGUGCGAGGAUACAAAGGGCCCACCACCCAACACUUCACCCCAUUACUCCACCUUCCUUCGAGGGGGAGGAUGUCGAGCAGACACUGCCUGGGGCAGACCAACAGCAUAACUAAUCCGAAUAUUUUACUCCCACCCUCGCCGAAAAAGACAAGUCCAAGUGGAAGCCACUUUGUUACCCGGUCAUCUUUUUUUUGGGUGUGAGGGUAUGUCCAAAUCGGUGGUUUGUGAAAAUGGGUUACGCCCAAGAUGGUCCAGCAUCCGGAUAUUUAAUUGUAAUCCGCCUUAUAUAAUAUAAUCCGCAUUAUAUAAUUCCUUUUUCUUUUUUCACUUACGAAAUUUAAUACAGAUUAAAAUAGUUCAAACACUU
Molecule: messenger RNA, 2808 nt
Organism: Drosophila melanogaster (fruit fly)
Lineage: Eukaryota; Metazoa; Arthropoda; Insecta; Diptera; Drosophilidae
Exons: 3
Coding region: 126-851 (241 amino acids)
Source: RefSeq, marked reviewed